AUGUAAAAGCAAUAAUCGAAAUCAUAAUCAAAUAGAAACAGAUAAGAAACAGCAAAAUCUGUGAAAAGAUAAGAGAAACUAACUAAAAUUUAAGAAGCUUUUAAUUUUAAUAAGGCAUCAAAAUAUAUUGUAAACCAAUGUUACUUAUAUAGUUUCAAUCUGGAUUUUAAGAGAGAGCAUGGCUAAUCAAAAGGGGCUACUAAGACAGGAUAGAUUUUAAAGAUUCAGAAAUUGCAGAACUCAGAAAAUAUUUCUCUUCUCUUGAUGGAGAUGGCUCUGGUGCAAUUGGAAUAGAAGAAUUAUAAGAUCCAUUAAUCGCUUUGGGCUUAGUAAAUUCUAGAGAAGAAGUGGAGAAAAUUAUGAGCGAAGUUGAUGAAGAUGGAACAAAUGAAAUUGAAUUCAAGGAGUUCUUAACAAUUAUGAGAGGAGUGCAAAAGGGAGGAAAUACUGAUUAAGGAGAAAAGAAUCCAAUUUAUGAUUUCUUCAAAAGUAUCAGAUUCAUUUUAUAGUGUUUUAGAGAUGAGUAAUGGAUAAUUAGAAAAAGGAAUGGAUAAACAUAUUCCUUUUAAAUUAAAUGUAAGCUUAUUCCGAAGAAAACAAAUAUUAAGUAAAUUAUUAAUUAAAAUGAGACGCAAUAACAAGUGAUUAGAAAGAAUUAAAAGAUAAAGGGUAAAAGAUUUUGUAGGCAUACAAGAGAUAACUAUUAAAUUAUAAGUAACAAGAAAGAUUGAAUCGAGGAGAGGAUCCAAAUGGUAAUAAAUUGACAUAUGAUCUAUAGACAUAUCUUUGGAUUAGUUUCCGAAUAAGGAUAAUGGGCCUAAUCCUAGAAAUGGUCUUCCGAAAUAACAACGAAUAAUCUAAUCUGAAGCAAAAAUAGGAAGCAGCAAUAAACACGUAGAAAAGUGA
Paramecium octaurelia is the source of this 906-nucleotide messenger RNA. Lineage: Eukaryota; Ciliophora; Oligohymenophorea; Peniculida; Parameciidae. The record is from the annotation of a GenBank genome assembly.